Lactuca sativa (garden lettuce) is the source of this 573-nucleotide messenger RNA. NCBI's taxonomy places the organism in Eukaryota, Viridiplantae, Streptophyta, Magnoliopsida, Asterales, Asteraceae. The record is from RefSeq and is a predicted model, not a curated record.
AUGUCCACUGAUCUCUCUUGUAACCAUUUUGAAGGAGAAAUCCCACAAUCACUCCAACAUCUUCGAGGCCUUCAAUCACUCAAUCUUUCCAACAAUCAUUUUACUGGACGUGUCCUGCCAUCUUUGGGGCACCUAAAGAAUCUUGAAGCUUUGGAUCUCUCUCGAAACCACCUAUCUGGGGAAAUUCCUCAACAGUUGGUGCAACUCGGUUUCCUUUCCAUCUUCAAUGUGUCAUUCAACCGUCUACAGGGACGCAUACCACAAGGAAAACAGUUUGAUACAUUUGAUAACAACUCCUACUUCGGGAAUCCCCGAUUGUGUGGACGACCUUUAUCCAAGGAAUGUCAAGAUCAUCCAAAGGUGUCAAGACUUCCACCAACAAGCAGUGUGUCUGAAUCUCUCUUCCCAACCGAAACAAUUGAUUGGAUCAUCGUAUUUUGUGGAGUUGGAAGUGGGUUGGUUGUUGGGAUUGCUAUCGGGAACAAUCUUCAUACAAGGUAUAGUCAUCAGAUCACAAAGAGGAAGGACACAUGGGUAAGGCCUCUUCGUAACACUAGGAGAAACCAAGGAUAA